CUAAUCGAAGAUGUCUUGAAGUCUAUUCCAUCUGAGUAUGUUACAGACGUAUCGGUUGAAGAAAUGAACCAGUUCAUCGACAAGUGCGCGGACAGGGACACAUCACAGGAAGGGUCUUCUCUUUUAAAUAGUCUGGGCGAUGCAUUUCAAAGCCUUGUCAUCUUCCCAGGAACGAAGUGGUGUGGUGCCGGUGACGUGGCGAAAAAUUACGAUGAUUUGGGAAAGGCCAGCGACACCGACAGGUGCUGCCGGGAGCACGACCACUCUCAAGACAACAUACCGCCAUUUGGGACGAAGCACAACAUAACGAAUUACUUACCCUACACAAUGACCGAGUGCACUUACGACAAGCAGUUUUUCAACUGCCUACAAAAUGUCAGCAGCCUGGCGUCAGUGACGGUAGGAGUCUUGUUUUUCGACGUGCUAAAAACGAAGUGCUUCGAGUACGGCUAUCCGAGCGAGUGCACGGAACACAACUACUGGCGCCUUUUUUACUAAAAAACCCUUGCGUCGAUGAAGAGCCGGACACGUCCAAACCAAAGGAGUGGCACAUCGAGAGCCCACCGAACUUUUUAGAGACAUACAUCGAGGAAAAGCAGAACGAAACACGUAAGGAAUCUUCGGAGUCGGAGGAGAACGAAGUUUAAUCCUCAACGAAGCAAAAGUGUGGUUUCUAUUAAAUUAUAACAAAUUUCGCUGUGGUUCAGUGUAA
Messenger RNA from Rhipicephalus microplus (southern cattle tick), 712 nucleotides. RefSeq lists its product as uncharacterized. NCBI's taxonomy places the organism in Eukaryota, Metazoa, Arthropoda, Arachnida, Ixodida, Ixodidae. Gene Ontology annotation, molecular function: A2-type glycerophospholipase activity. Gene Ontology annotation, biological process: phospholipid metabolic process; arachidonate secretion. The record is from RefSeq and is a predicted model, not a curated record.